ACAAACAAAAAAAAAAAAACAACAAGAAAUGGUGGAUGAAGAUCGCACGACGUUAGCUCCGACGGAAAUUUAUGGCCGAAGCGACGAAGAACAGAACGGACCGAGAAUCUGGCGUAAGAAAACAGAGGAACCUCCAGGAAACUGUAUCGUCUACUCCUUGACGAUAUUCGUCAUCGUUUUCGCAGUUUGUCUCAUCCUCUCACUGAUUUUUCUACGGAUCUCGAAACCAGAGAUCGAAAUCGUAUCCAUAUCCACAAGAGAUCUCCGAUUCGGAGGUAAUUCAUCGAAUCCUUACUUCAACGCGACGCUAGUGAGCGAUAUCUCGAUCAGAAAUUCGAAUUUCGGAGCUUUCGAAUUUGGGGAUAGUUCGUUGCGAGUUGUUUAUGCUGAUCAUGGAGUUGUGGGAGAGACGACGAUUGGUGGGAGAAGAGUCGAGGCUCAUAAGACGGUUAGAGUAACCGGUAUUGUGGCUGAGAUCGGUUCGUUUUGGUUAUUGAAUAAGAGGGAUUUGGAUUCGGAUUUGAGGUUAGGGUUUUUGGAAUUGAGGAGUGUUGCUGAGAUUAGAGGAAUGGUUAAAGUGUUGGGAAGAAGAAGAUGGAAGGUUAGUGUGAUGAGUUGUACCAUGAGACUCAAUUUAAAAGGACGGUUUAUUCAAAAUUUGUUAUGUGAUUAGUGGUAAUUGAUCGGUUUUGUAACCCGGUUAAGAAUUUUUCUCUGUUUUUGUUCUUGUUCUUGUUGCAUUGUUUUGCGAUUUGCGAUGUCUUUGUAUAUGAAAGGAAUAUUAUCAAUGUUUUAGAAAAAUAA
Molecule: messenger RNA, 804 nt
Organism: Eutrema salsugineum
Lineage: Eukaryota; Viridiplantae; Streptophyta; Magnoliopsida; Brassicales; Brassicaceae
Product: late embryogenesis abundant protein At1g64065
Exons: 1
Coding region: 29-673 (214 amino acids)
Cellular component (GO): plasma membrane
Source: RefSeq, a predicted model, not a curated record